Impatiens glandulifera is the source of this 2803-nucleotide messenger RNA. Its product is annotated as glutamate receptor 2.7-like. Gene Ontology annotation, molecular function: signaling receptor activity; ligand-gated monoatomic ion channel activity. NCBI's taxonomy places the organism in Eukaryota, Viridiplantae, Streptophyta, Magnoliopsida, Ericales, Balsaminaceae. The coding region runs from base 11 to 2620 and encodes 869 amino acids. The record is from RefSeq and is a predicted model, not a curated record. Gene Ontology annotation, cellular component: plasma membrane. The transcript has 5 exons.
UUCUCUAGAAAUGGCUUCUUUCAUCACCACCAUACAUAACAAGACCAGGACUAGGACAAACAUUCUCCUUCUCCUAUUUCUUCUUCUUCAACACCAUUUUACCGGCAUGUCUAUGGCACAAACCAACAAGCAUUUAACAAAGAUUGCCGCAAUCAUCGAUGUUCAUUCUCGUUUUGGCAAACAACAGAUAACCGCCAUGAAAAUAGCUGUUCAGAACUACAACAAAAUAUCAACUCGACACAACAUUUCACUUGUUGUUCCCCAAGAAUAUUCUGAAAACCCACUUCAAGUGGCUAAUACUGCUGAGAAGCUCAUUAGAGAGCAGCAAAUUGACGCAGUUAUUGGCAUGACAACAUGGUCCGAAGCUGCCUUGAUUGCAGACGUGGGUAACAGAAUGAAAGUUCCAAUUCUCUCCUUGGUAGCAGAUCAUUCCCCACACAAUAAUGAAUGGCCUUACUUGGUUCAAAUGGUCAACAAUGGUUCACAGCAACUUAAAUUCGCUGCAACUAUCGUCCAAUACUGUAAUUGGCAUAGAGUUGUCUUAAUCUACGAAGAAGACAUCUAUGGUGGUGAUUCAGGGGCGUUUUCUCGUGUAUCACAAGAACUUUCGAGGAUAGGCUCUGUUAUAGAUUACACUUUGGCAUUCCCUUCAUUUUCUUCAAUAUCUGAACAAUACAUUGACGAAGAGAUGGAGAAAUUGAAAGGAGUACAGUCCAGAGCGUUUCUUGUUCUCCGAUUGUCAUUUGAGUUAACGGGUGUUUUGUUUAGCAAGGCAAAGAGCAUGGGAUUCAUGGAACAGGAUUCGGCUUGGUUAGUAUCAGACAGUGUCGCUCACUUUCUUGAAUAUGCUAACCAUUCUAUGAUAUCUUCCAUGGAAGGUGUCAUCGGAAUCAGAACUGACUAUUCUAGAGAUACCCAACCAUUCAUGAACUUCAACGAUCAGUUUCAGCGAUAUUUUAGAACAGAGUAUCCAGGAGAAGCAGAGAUGAUUCCCGGAAUUCAUGCUCUAAGAGCAUACGAUAGUGUUACAGUUAUAACGGAGACAUUGAAAAAAAUAGAUAACCAAAGUUUGCUACAAGGUAUUUUGUCGAGCAAUUUUACUGGUCUGAGUGGUCAGAUACUUUUUAAGGAUGGUAGGUUGUUGGACGAGCUAAAAUAUGAGAUGGUAAAUGUCAACGAGACCAAGAUUAAUAGGUUGGGAUAUCAUAAUAUGACAAAAUUAGAUGGAAUAUCAUGGCCUGGGAAAUUAGAAAGGAUUCCUAAAGGAUGGGCAAUGCCUACUAAAGGGAAGCCCCUUAUUAUUGGAGUCCCCGGCAAAGCUUCAUUUGGGAACUUUGUGAAGAUAACACCCAAUGGAAAUGGAAAUGGAAAUGGAAAUUCAAUGGAAAAGAACUUCGAUGGUUUUUGUAUUAGAGUCUUUCGAGAGGUGGUAAGAAGAUUGUACGAUACCAAGUCAUAUAUUAUUCCUGUGGAAUUCAGGGAAUUUAAUGGCACUUACGACGAUUUAGUUGAUUCUCUUGCUGAUAAUACAUAUGACGGGAUUGUGGGCGAUUUGACCAUAAGUACGAAACGAUGGAACAAAGUGGAAUUCACGGAGCCAUUCACAGAAUCAGGGCUAGUCACUGUAGUUCCUGUGAGGCCUGCAAAUGAUGAAGGUUGGAUAUUUUUGAAGCCUUUUAAACCUGAUUUAUGGCUUGCAACUGGAUGCAUGUUGUUGUACACAAUGUUCAUGGUCUGGUUUAUGGAACAUAAAUCAAAUCCAGAUUUUUCUGGGUCGCGGAGAGAACAGUUGGGGAAUUCCCUAUGGUUUGCCUUCUCUUCUCUUUUCAUGGCUCACAGAGAGAAAAUCCAGAGUAAUUAUACAAGGAUAGUGGUGGUUGUAUGGUUAUUUGUUGGAUUACUUUUAACUCAAAGCUUCACAGCCAACCUCUCUGCAAUGCUCACCGUUCCACGCCUGAUUUCAAAAGACGUUACCUCCCUUAUGAGGAGUAAUGCGAAAGUGGGUUACGAUAACAACACAUUAAUCAAAAACUUCUUAACAACACUUGAUUACAAACCAGAGAAUAUGGUGAACUUACAGACUGAGGAAGAAUACCUGAACGCUUUUGAAAAAGGCGAAAUCGAAGCAGCUAUUUUCGAAAUACCUUAUGCCAAAGUCUUUGUCAACAAUUACUGCAACAAAUUUACAAUCACAGGGUCUAGUUAUAGAUUUGGAGGACUUGGGUUUGCUUUCGAAAAGGGGUCUCCAUUAGCCAGAGACGUAUCAGAAGCUAUUUUAGCAAUAUCUGAAAAUGGGGACUUGAAAAGGCUAGAAAAGGAGUGGUUAAUAACGUCGGAGUGCUCCUUAGACCAGUCACCAGAAGUCGGCGGAUUGAGCCUCAAGGACUUCUGGGGUUUGUUCGUCUUCAGCGGCGGCGUCUCCACCGUAAGUUUACUGAUAUCGGUUGCGCUCAAAUUGUGGAAAUAUCAGCGAGAAAGAGAUCAAGGCUCGAAUGAUGAUAGCGUUUGGGAACGGGCAAAGAAGUUUGCUCGUUAUUGGAGCAAUGCAGAUCCUAUUCCUAUAACUAUAAUCAUCGAGAAUCAUCACUCCACACAUAGAGGAGUCAUUAUAUCUAGAUGAUCUUUUUUUUAGUUUUUUAAAUAGACAUUAUUAUUCUAUUAAUUUAUAAUCUUAGACAUUAUUCUAAUAUGUACAAAUACAUACAUAUUCCUUUUUGUACUAACUAUAUUGUUAGAACACCCUUUACAACUAUUGUUCCAACUUUACAAACAUAUACUUGAAUUGAAAUUUCAUCUUUUAAUA